AAAAAAAAAAACCAGUGACCAUGGCGGACGUCGAGAAGUUGAUGCGACUGCUGCGACCAAUUUAUGACGCGAUUGACGGCCGACAGUACAAGAACGCGAUCAAGCUGUGCAACCAAAAGAAGAUCUGCGACAUCGACCUCGUGCAAGUGUUGCAGGCGCACUGCUUGGAGCGCACGGGCAAGGUCGACGACGCUCUUCGUAUCGUGCGUCGCGUGCAGCUCAAGAAACCCACGGACGAGAACUUGUUGCACACGAUGCAGCUAGUGUUCAAGCUGUGCGGGGUGCCGGACGAGAUGCUGUCGACGUACGAGCAUGCGGCGGUCGCGCACCCAACCAACAAGGACAUGCAUUGUCAGUUGUUCUUUGGGUACACUCGAUCGUUGUCGCUGGCCAAGCAGCAGCAGCUCGCGUUCAAAAUGUACAAGACAUUCCACUCGCUGCAAUACGUUGGCUGGGCGUGCUUGAGCAUGCUGCUUCAAGUGACCGUGGAAAAGUCUCUGCCUGUGAAGAUGCUGCACUUGGCCGACAAAAUGCUCAUAAAGGCCCUCCGCGACCACCCCGCCGACUCGAACGGCGAGCUUGGCUUGCUCUUGGUGCAGCUGCUGCAGGCUCAAGACAAGCCACACGAGGCCAUGGCAGCAUUCCAUGAGUUUAUUCGUCAGGAAAGUGAGUGUGGCGGCGACGCGGCGAAGCCUCGGGCGUUGGAAGGCCAAGGCGUCCCCGACGACGAAAUCGAGCUCGGACCCAUGCAAGCCAUCGACCGAAAGGUGCUGGAGGCGUCGCUGGCUGCCGACAUUCAGGACUGGCACACGGCCACCGCCGCAUACACGGACCUCCUCACGACGUUCCACGCAGCGGAUGACUGGGCGUUCUGGGUCGGCCUCAUCGACGCCACGUUUCACGUCGGCACGGCUGCCGCGCACGCGCACCUGCGGCACACCAUCGACACGCUGCAGCAGCAGCACGGGGACAAACUCCGUGGUCCGUGGCUCGCUGGCGUCGAAGUCGCCGUUCGCCACGCCACUGACUCGUCGUCGUCAGACAACAAUGACCAGGACCAGCUGGACGCGGCGGUUGUCGUCGCCGCCAUCGUGCCGUACAUGGAUCGGUUUGCGAGUAAAGCAUGCUGCGUGACAGACCUCCAGCGGUACGCGGGGGUGCUGGGGGAUUCUGGCAAGGCGGCGUGGGUCACGGCGUGCCAAGCGAGGCUCUCCACGGCCUGCCACCAACAAGGCGCUGCUGUGGGCGAUGACGACCAACUCAAGUGGUUUCGCCAUGCGCUGACGGCGCGCAAGAUGCUGCGCUUCCUCGGCGAACAUGCGACACUGUCGGUCGAGGCGUUGCUGGGGCGGGUGGACGCCAUGUUGGACGAGUACCAUGCCAACCAACCGCUCAACCACCAAGCCGUGGGCGGCCAGCGCGAGGUUCAAGUGACCGACGACUUGCUGCUGCUCACAGUGUUGUUGCUCGUGGACGUCGUCGACGUUGCUGAUACAGUGUCGCAGACGAAAUCUCGUCGCGAUUGGCUGCUGCACGCCGCCACGUGCUUGGAGUCUGGGCUCGCGAAAAGCGCCUACAACUUUCAGAUGAAGCUGCUACUGUGUCGCAUAUACGCGCUGCUUGGGGCUGGCACCGCCUUCUUUGGCCGGUACCAGGAGCUCGACGUCAAGCAGAUCCAAGUGGACUCGCUGUCGUACUUGGUGCUGGACCCGCUGCUGGCACUGGGACAGGUCGACGACGCCCGCCGCAUCUGCGACGCGGUUCGGGCGCUGCAUCGCACCACGGCGCGGGACACGCCCGAGUUUAUCUCGCGCGCGUACAAGCUCGGUGACGACGACACACCAAUGAUAUGCGACGACGACGAACAUGUGACACUGUGUUGUUGUAGGCGUGUUUUCCAAAGCCCAAGACAUGACCAUGUUUCUGCUGCACAAGAUGAAGCGAUCGCAGAUGCUAGCGGUGGCCACGUCCGAGCUCGUGCACUCGGCGCUCGUCGACCUCUCGCGCACUUCGACCAGCCAUUUGCACACCCAGUUGACGCUCCAGCCCACUUUGCCCCUUCUUCCUGAUCUCGACCGGCUCGUACAGGAUGCCACGUCAUGUGGCUUAUCUCAAAACUACCACCGCCAAGUCCAAGUUACGUGGUCACCGCCCGUGCCCGAGACAACGAACGGACGAUACCUGUAUGAACCAAACUCGACGCAGUCGUGUGAUCGCACGAGUGCCGACCCGGCGUUGCUGGCCCAGUGGCUCCAGCUCCGCGCAUGUGUGCCCCAUAUUCUGUCGGGAGUUGCGGCCGGCGCCACGUCCGAGGUCCUGGAGGGUCACUUUGACACGUUCAAAUCCGUGGUGCAAAGCCUCCAGCACAUCCACGCAGCUGCGACACCGUUGUGGACAGUGUCGCAGACGGCAGCCGACGCGCUGCUGCUCGCCAUCUCGGGCGACUUUGCAAGCGCCAGUGCCACCCUGGACACCCUGGCCACGCAGCUCGUGCACGUCACUGUGUUCGACUCGUUGGUAGAAUCCGACAUUGGUGACGACAUUGGUGACGACAUUGGUGACGACAAGGCCCAGCUGUUGUCCACGUGGGGGUUGUCCCUGGCGUCGCUGUGGGCGUUUCAACUGAGUCCGUACGUGCUGCUAUUCGUGGCCAUGGUGGCCAAGGUCGUAAAGCCCAAGAAGAAGGCCAAGGCUGCGGAUGACAAGAAAGGGUGCAUCGAUAGCCUCAAGGCGGUCGUUCAAGCGCACGUCGCGCUCAACGUCCGUGGUCAGCAUGUGUGCAAGCAGUUCAAGGCGGUCGUGCCCCGUGUCCGUGCGCAUCCCGUGGUGGCGGAGGCGGCGGGCGGCGUUCAAGCCAAGGUGGCCGCGGCGCAAGACGCGACCGCCGCGAAUCUUCUCGCAGUCCUCACCGACCAUGUCGGCUUUUUGCGGUCGAUUUAACCAGCUUAGACAGGAGGAUGGGCGACGACGACAUUUUGACCAACACAAACACGUCAUAUGCAUGCAUGGUUGAAUGUGACGGAGUUUAUUCACUUUGCAGAUAAUGAUGCAUACAGAAUGGAUCGAGAAGGACAGGGCUGUCGGACAUACUCGUGGCAGACCGCGGCCAACGGACUACAGGUGGCCUUAUGUCGACUUGGGGUGCUUCCAGUCUCUGUAACACGCUUCGAGGGCCGCUUGUUCCUUGCGGCAUUCCUGCAACUCAUGCCAGUUCGAGUCUAGCGCGUUCUUGUACUUGGUGAACGCGUCGCCGCAGUUGGUCUCAAGCACCCGCAGCGUUUUCAGCACGCACGCCGUGACUUUCUCCCCAGGCACGAGGCACGCGCGAGGGUUCUCGUCAUUGCUCUUGCACACGAGGUACUCCUUGUUCACACCCGCGCAUUCUGUGCCGUAGAUGGUCGCCGCGCCCAGUAAGGCCGUCGAGUCGGUUGCGGGGGUCGUGGUCUUGGAACUCAUGAUGUUUGCAGCAGCCCUCAAAAACUCCAC
Molecule: messenger RNA, 3486 nt
Organism: Aphanomyces astaci
Lineage: Eukaryota; Oomycota; Saprolegniomycetes; Saprolegniales; Verrucalvaceae
Exons: 6
Coding region: 21-2069 (682 amino acids)
Biological process (GO): N-terminal peptidyl-methionine acetylation
Cellular component (GO): cytoplasm; NatB complex
Molecular function (GO): protein-N-terminal amino-acid acetyltransferase activity; protein binding
Source: RefSeq, a predicted model, not a curated record